CUCAUCGAAAGGCUUUGCCGCUAUGUUGUAGCAUCUUGCCCGCCAUCUUUCCUGAUUUUGCCAUAGCUGUUGCAUGUUUCACGGUCUCUUUAGGGCUGUGCAUCUUUCGUAGACAAACUACCGCCUGAUUUGAAACUUUCAUUUCAGAGUAAUAAUCAUCAAAGCUGAAAGGUUAUUUGUGCAGAAGUUGCCAUGGCAAGAUCAUUUAAAGUGGAUAAUUGGGGUUCGCUCUUGCUGCAAAGAAUACAACAACUCUAUGAACGGGGCGAGCACUGCGAUAUCAUGUUGAAGUUCCACACAGGGGAAGAGAUUCCGGUUCAUAGAAUGGUAUUACAUGCCUGUUGCAGCUUUUUUGCUGUUUUGGAAGGCACAGAAGCACUAGAAAAUUCUACUUUGCAUCUACCUUCUGAGCUAAACAGAGAGGCCUUAGAACCAGUGAUCAGGUUCAUGUAUACAGGUCAACUUGAUAUCGGUGAAGGCUCAGUUCCGACUCUGGUUACAACUGCCCAAUUUCUUGACAUGCCUCUUCUUGAGCAAUUGCUUCAGACACAUGCUCUUGCAGCUACCAAUAACACUCCCAUGCCAACUCCAAAGGCUAAACUAAACAGAACACCUGUCAGGGCUAGCUAUUCUCCCUCACCAGCCAAAAAAAUGAACAAGACUGCACCAAAACAGGAAAUGUUACCUGCUGGACCGAGUCGAAUAGAUCUCGAGGUUGGUGAUUCUGCUUGUGAGUUUGGAAGUCUUCCUAAACUUUCUGAAUUAUUGAUGGAUACUCCAUCUACCCCUAUGAACCCGCCACUUUUGCCUCUCGUACGCAAGGGUAGCAACCCCCCUUUGAUUAAACGAGAUCUAAAAAAAGCUGAAAAAACAUUCGAUGAACUCAAGAAGACAAUCACGCCUUCAGCCGUUCGACGACCUAUCAGCAAUACUGAAGCCACGAAGACGCCUGAGGCUAAGAGGUUACGGGAAGAAGAUAUAGAAAGUUUCAAGGAGUUGCUGGCGGAGCAAAAGAGAAGAACUGAGUUGGCCGCCGAGCAGGGAGAAGACACAACAGCAACGUAUGAUGCCGCUGCUGAUAUAGGCUUGGAUGACUGGGGAGAGGAAGAUGAGGAUGAAGAAGGAGAUUCAGUUAACGAAGGAUCUAAAGACGAUCUGCUUAGGGGGCAGCAGCACAAGUCUAUCCUGAAAACGGAAGCUAUUUCGCCAGCAAUAGAAAGCAAACGAGUUCACUUUAUGGUAAAUGACGAAACUGGUGCUAAUGCAUCAUCCAUAGACGCUAGUACUGUUGCAGAACAUGUUGAUAGUGAAGAAAGAAACAUGGAACAACUUAUGGCCGCUGCCGAAUCCGCCGGUGGAGCUGCCCUAGCUUCACCCGAUAAGGAUUCUUCUACUAUAACGAUUUUUAACGAAAACUCGGAGGUCUUGCUGCGCGAAGUUGUGUCUAGCAAUACGUUGACGAGCCAAGUGCAAGGGCGCAUGAUAGCUGAAGUGCUGAAACGUAACCCAAAUUUAGUUUCCAGUGGGAAAAACACUAAGCUUAAAAUCGUCCAACGCAGUCCGUGGUGGGCCAAAGCUCGUGUUAGUUUUGUUCUUUUGAAGCCAACGACAGCCGAUGAGGAACAUGCUACCGCAAUUAAUUCAAAGCCGUCGAUACUGCGUCAGCAUAAUGCGGCCGUAGCUGGUGUGAGGAAAAGUGGAGCUUCAGGGUUGGGUUCGAGCGGAGCCAUCGCUGUAAACAAGCGUGUUUCGCCCUUUGAUAAUGUAACUGGCCCUUGGAUCUGUUAUGACUGCUUGCAAACCACCGAAGAUGGUCAAACAGCGGCUCUGAGACUGAAAACUUACUUUGAAUAUCGAUGUCAUCUGAUUCAAACUCAUGGUUUAAAACCUGAUUCUCAGGCCUGUGAAUAUUGUGGCCACCGAGCCGUUAAGCGUAACCACAUGCUGUUUCAUUUGUUCACUGUACAUGGAGUUCCACCACCAGCUCACACAAAAUUUCCGCAAUGUGAAGAGUGUGAUUACGUCGCACUUACAGCUUCCAUUAUGCGUAAACAUUUGCAAAAACAUCAAGAAGGCUCCGAAAAUCAAUGCAGGGUGUGCAGUGAACCCUUUGCCUCACAGCAGAAUCUGCAGCAACAUCUUCAUGGUACUGGCCAUCUUCGUGGCCAUGUCCGUAAUAAUCCCUGUCCAGCCGAAGGAUGUAACCGUGAGUUUGCUCGUGGUAUGAACCUUAAGGCUCAUAUCAGAACUUGCCAUAAAGAUUUAGCUAAGCAAAUGGACGAAGACGGUUGGCCAGUAAGGCUAGAGGCUGCUUCAGUGCCUGAUAGCGUUCACGAACCUGUCAUAGAAGAAGAGGAUGGCCAAAUGGGACAAGAAGUAUUGUUGGAGACCCAGUCUGUUGAGCAAAAUGAAGCAGGAGAGAUGACAUGGGUGACGACUGGAGAACAAAUGGUGCAAUUAGCCCAUGGUGACGCAUUCUCUACUGAAACUACUUUAGUUACGGUAGAUGCCACGGGAACAGAAGCAGAAGCCCUGUCAAAUAUGGCGUCAACGAUCGCUACCUCAUUAGGUAUUCCUAUGGGCACGGCGACUACCGUGACCACAACCGAAGACGGGAUAACCGUUGCAUAUUUGACAACCUCGGAUGAACAUGGUCAGCAAUACAUCACGGUUUCUGGGGACGCUGUUGAUGGGGACACAGUGGCACUAGUUCAUAGUGAGGACAUGGUGGAAGAAUCAAUGCCCCAAGAAGAGACUGAUCCUAUGGAAGAAGAAUCCAAAAACAUUGAAGAAACUAUGAUGGAAAACUAAUUAUUUUACUUUAUCAGGUUUCUUUGUAUAUCAAACUAUUCUUCAAACAUUGUGGCAAAUGGGAUUCUCUUCAUUUUAACAGCAAUCUUUAGCGAAAGGACGUUUUGCUUGUCGACGUCGGUGAGACAUAGUUGUUAGGUGCAUACUCCCGACGAAUUUCCAAUGAUUUUCGGUACAGUGGAAUAUCAACCGAUUUAAUGACGCGUGCGAUCUUCAUUCGUUUGAAAAUACUGGGUUAUUCAUUUGGAUUUCAUUUGUUGAAGUAAAUCGUUUAAUAGAAGUUGCGUACCUUGGCUUUGAUAAACGGAAUGGGCACGUUUUGAUGAAGAAAAUGUUUCAACUCGAGUUCACCCCAAAUGCGGACGAUAGCGUUACGGGGUGGUAUCUGAGCAGUCAGUGAGAAAUCUACAGCAAUCUUGACAGAUGAAUUCUUUUCUAUUCCUUCACACAUGUACACCCCAUCAAUACCCAGCAUAAGUUUCCCAAUAAACUGAACAUUAUUAUUGA
Molecule: messenger RNA, 3318 nt
Organism: Daphnia magna
Lineage: Eukaryota; Metazoa; Arthropoda; Branchiopoda; Diplostraca; Daphniidae
Product: centrosome-associated zinc finger protein CP190
Exons: 9
Coding region: 193-2811 (872 amino acids)
Biological process (GO): regulation of transcription by RNA polymerase II
Cellular component (GO): nucleus
Molecular function (GO): DNA-binding transcription factor activity, RNA polymerase II-specific; RNA polymerase II cis-regulatory region sequence-specific DNA binding; protein binding
Source: RefSeq, a predicted model, not a curated record